AUGGCGGUUUCUUCUAGAGGAGCCAGAGGUGGAUCUAACCUCCGUGGCUUCUUCUCUUACCGGAUCUUUAUCUCUGCUAUGUUCUCUCUCCUUUUCAUUGCAACUCUUUCAGUUCUCUUCACCACAAAUCCAUCCGCCGAGAAUGAUAACUCUGAUCUUCCUACUACUGGUAAUGCAUAUGUGCAUAGAACAUUUUUGGCAUUGAAAUCUGAUCCUCUUAGGACAAGAGUUGAUUUGAUACAUCAACAAGCUAAGGAUCAUAUUUCGUUAGUGAAUGCUUAUGCUGCUUAUGCUAGGAAGCUUAAGCUUGAUAUUUCUAGGCAGCUGAAGAUGUUUGAUGAAUUGGCUGGGAAUUUUUCGGAUAUUUCUUUGAAACCGACUUACCGAACGUCGUUGUUUGAGUCGGAUAGUCCGAUUGACGAGGAUGUGUUGAAACAGUUUGAGAAGGAGGUUAAGGAUAGAGUGAAGAUUGCGAGGAUGAUGAUUGUUGAGGCGAAAGAGAAUUAUGAUACUCAGUUAAAGAUUCAGAAGUUGAAGGAUACUAUAUUUGCUGUUAAUGAGUCGCUUGCUAAGGCAAAGAAGAACGGUGCGUUGGCUAGCUUGAUUUCUGCGAAAUCGGUUCCUAAGAGUUUGCAUUGUUUGGCGAUGAGGUUGAUGGGUGAGAAGAUUUCGAACCCAGAGAAGUAUAGAGAUGAGAAUCCUAGGCCGGAGUUUGAAGAUCCAAGUUUGUAUCAUUAUGCAAUAUUCUCCGACAACGUGAUUGCUGUGUCGGUGGUGGUGAGAUCUGUUGUGAAGAAUGCAGCUGAGCCAUGGAAACAUGUUUUUCAUGUUGUUACAAACAGGAUGAAUGUUGCGGCAAUGAAGGUUUGGUUUAAAAUGAGGCCAGUUGAAGGGGGUGCGUUUUUAGAGAUAAAGUCGGUAGACGAAUUCACGUUUUUGAAUUCAUCGUAUGUACCAGUGUUGAGGCAAGUUGAGUCAGCGAAAAUACAUCAGCAUUACAUUGAGAAUCAAGCUGAUAAGGUCGCAAAUGACGCACGUGACUCGAAACUUAGAAACGCCAAGUACCUGUCGAUGUUGGAUUACCUUCAGUUUUAUUUGCCAGAGAUGUACCCUAAAUUGCACAAUAUCUUGCUUUUAGACGACGAUGUUGUGGUGCAAAAAGACUUGACAGGUUUGUGGAAGAUUGAUUUGGAAGGAAAGGUGAACGGUGCUGUUGAGAUUUGUUUCGGUUCUUUCCACAGAUAUUCACAUUACGUGAAUUUCUCUCACCCAUUAAUCAAGGAGACCUUCAAUCCGAAAGCUUGUGCUUGGACUUAUGGUAUGAAUAUAUUUGAUCUUGAUGCUUGGAGGCGGGAAAAAUGCACCGAACAUUACCAUUACUGGCAGAACAAGAACGAAGAUCAGUCGAUAUGGAAAUCAGGGACAUCAGGGACGCUUGCACCUGGUUUGAUUACCUUUUACUCCACAACCAAGUCACUAGACAAAUCAUGGCAUGUUCUUGGAUUAGGAUACAAUCCUAGCAUCAGCAUGGACGAAAUCAACAACGCUGCAGUCAUUCAUUACAACGGAAACAUGAAACCUUGGCUUGAUAUUGCUCUAAAUCAAUACAAAAACCUCUGGACCAAAUAUGUGGACAGUGAUAUGGAGUUUGUCCAGAUGUGCAAUUUUGGCUUAUAG
Molecule: messenger RNA, 1677 nt
Organism: Lathyrus sativus (Indian pea)
Lineage: Eukaryota; Viridiplantae; Streptophyta; Magnoliopsida; Fabales; Fabaceae
Source: the annotation of a GenBank genome assembly